Messenger RNA from Nicrophorus vespilloides, 1034 nucleotides. Its product is annotated as protein YIPF1. Bases 107 to 1018 code for a protein of 303 amino acids. Lineage: Eukaryota; Metazoa; Arthropoda; Insecta; Coleoptera; Silphidae. The record is from RefSeq and is a predicted model, not a curated record. Gene Ontology annotation, biological process: vesicle-mediated transport. Gene Ontology annotation, cellular component: Golgi apparatus; membrane. The transcript has 2 exons. Gene Ontology annotation, molecular function: small GTPase binding.
GCAAUUAUUGACAUAUGAAGUGACAUUUGCUACCAUUUGCUGUUUGCUACUUGUAAACAUUUGUCAACACGUAUGUUAGAUUUUUGAGUGCGAAUCAAGUAAUAAUAUGGCAGAAUUAGAAGAAGUUCCCACUGACGAAUUACUAUUAUUUCAUGAUUUUCCGACAACACAUAAUACUACAGCUUCUGCUAUACCACAGUAUAUAAACACAGACACUGCUAAUAUACCAAAUUAUGAUGAGUUUGCUGAAGGAAAAGGCAAUUCUAAUGACUCAAAUGAUAGCAUAGAUCAACCAAAUGCAACGAAAUCAUUUUGGACAAUGGAAUAUUUCCAACAGUUUUUCAAUGUGGAUACAAGGGAUGUGCAUAUGAGAAUAAUAGGAUCAAUUCUGCCAACGAAUAACAGCACACUGAGGACUGAAAUGAGGGAAAGACCAGAUCUGUAUGGACCAUUUUGGAUAUGCAUCACGUUGAUCUUUGCAAUCGCUGUCAGUGGUAAUAUUGCUGAUUAUCUUCAGUACACGAAAGCGGAAUGGAAGUACGACUUUCACAUUGUCACUUAUGCAGCGACUGCCAUAUUCAUGUACAUAACUUUGAUUCCAUUAUGCCUAUGGGCUACAAUGAAAUGGAGCAUUAAGAGCAUCAAUAUCGAUGAUUUCCCAGAGCAGAUGCCAAAUGUAUUAGAAUUAAUAUGCAUUUACGGUUACUCCCUAUUCAUUUACAUUCCAGCUUCAGUUCUGUGGACCAUACAAGUCAAUUGGUUGCAGUGGUUGUUGGUCAUGGUAUCUGCUAUACUUUCAGGCUCUGUGUUACUUCUAUCAUUAUCCAACAUUCUUAAAUUAUCCAAACAUAAGAUCGUUUUAAGUUUACUUAUUGUAGGUUUUCAUUUAUUACUGGCUGCCGGUUUCAUGUUGUACUUCUUCCAUGCACCUUCUUCUUCUUCUUCAACAACACUUGUUCCAAUUACAAUGGACAAAAUCAUAAAUAUUCCUAAAAAUGUAUCAGAGUCACAUAAAUAAAAAGUGUAUUCCUAUA